Molecule: messenger RNA, 339 nt
Organism: Trichoderma citrinoviride
Lineage: Eukaryota; Fungi; Ascomycota; Sordariomycetes; Hypocreales; Hypocreaceae
Exons: 3
Coding region: 1-339 (112 amino acids)
Source: RefSeq, a predicted model, not a curated record
AUGCCUCCCAAGAAAGCCGACCCAAAAGGCAAGCGCAAAGCCAACCCCAAGGGCAAGGGCAAAGCCGUCGCCACGCCCAAGGCCACUUCCUCCAAAGUGCAAAAGCCAAAGAAACGGACGACGCAGUCUCAGGUCGACAACAACAGCGCUGGCUCAUCACAAGCAGCAGCAGCAGCAGCAGCAGCAGCAGCAGCAGCAGCAGCAGCGAUAGAGCAAUGCCGUGCGGCCAUUCGUCUCAUGAUCAAUAUGCUUGACAAUGAGGAUCCAGCGCUCAAGUUGGAUGAUGACGAUGAAGGUGACGACGAUGGGGUAAGCCGCAAGCAGGCCCGCAAGGCUUAG